CCAAGCACAAGCAGCUGCACUGCGAUUCUCAGUCUAGGAAAUCGUUCAGCUGCAAAUACUGUGAAAAGGAGUACGUGAGCCUGGGAGCGCUAAAGAUGCACAUCAGGACCCAUACGUUACCUUGUGUGUGCAAGAUCUGCGGAAAGGCUUUCUCAGACCCUGGUUGUUGCAAGGACACAUCCGAACUCACACAGGAGAAAAGCCCUUCUCAUGCCCACAUUGCAACAGAGCUUUCGCAGACAGGUCAAACUUGAGGGCUCAUUUGCAAACCCAUUCAGAUGUGAAGAAAUAUCAAUGCAAAAGCUGUUCCAAAACUUUUUCCAGAAUGUCCCUACUGCACAAGCACGAGGAGUCUGGCUGCUGCGUAGCACACUG
Staurois parvus is the source of this 375-nucleotide messenger RNA. Lineage: Eukaryota; Metazoa; Chordata; Amphibia; Anura; Ranidae. The record is from the annotation of a GenBank genome assembly.